GAAGCAUCUAACGCAAGCGCUGCCCCCCACACGUCAUCGACGCGACGUAAACUAAAGUAGUUAGUCCCCACUCACUCCUACACGACGUUCUUCAGCAGCUGCUCCCGCGCGACCUCCAUGGCUUGCGAUAUGGUCAUGUCCGUGAUGUCCUUGACGGAGCCGUCCGCGCCCUGCAUGAGCACGCGGUUCACGAUGGUUUUGGAGUCCACUUCCAGAAUAAUGCCAUCAUCCACAGUUUCGUCGACGGUGAGCAUUGCCACGUCCAGGUGCUCCAAAAUGUUGUUAGGAGGCCGUCGCGGUCGCGGUCGAGGCGUGCGCCGACGACACGAAGGGCCAGACGUGCUACAUCUGCACGCAGGCCCUCCACUGGAAAACGAAGGAGGGCCUCGUGCGCAUGUGCGCAUGCCGCGGGACGGCGGGUUUCGCGCAUGUUUCGUGUUUGGCGGAGCAAGCGAAGAUUUUGUUCGCGGAGGCAGAGGAUAACAAUUUGGGCGCCAAAGCGUUGCAGGCGAGGUGGGACCGGUGGGACAGGUGUAGCUUGUGCAAGCAACACUACCACCGCGCCGUGGCGUGCGCGCUCGGGUGGGCGUGCUGGAAGACGUACGUCGGGCGGCCGGAGACGAACGAGCCUCGGAUGAACGCGAUGAAGCGGCUUGGGAACGGUUUAUCCGACGGUUACCACCAUGCGGACGCGUUGUCCGUGCAAGAGGCCGAGUUGUCUCUGCUGCGGCGCCUUGGCGCACCAGCUGACGUAAUUCUGUUAGUGCAGAGCAAUCUUGCGAUAACUUAUACUGUACUCGGACAACAAGCUGAGGCCUUGCGGAUCGAACGAGACGUAUACUCUGGAACUAUAAAGCUCAAUGGCGAAAAUCACCAUGAUACCCUCCAAACAGCCAACAACUACGCUUCGUCCCUUAUGAAUCUAAAGCGCUUCGAAGAAGCCAGAUCUCUGUUGCGCGAAAAGGUGCCCGUGGCACGACGCGUCCUCGGCGAGAGUCACGAACUCACGCUGAAGAUGAGGUCCGUGUACGCGUGCACGCUUUACAAAGACAACGGCGCCACGCUCGACGAUAUCCACGAGGCCGUGACGACGCUCGAGGACGCGGAGCGGAUCGCGCGGCGCGUGAUGGGCGGCGCGAACCCGAUCACAUCAGUUCUCGAAACGCUCCUGCGACAAGCGCGAGCGCGAGCGGCGCUCCGCGCUCGCGAAGAAACGCCGUCGAGCGAAGCGUAAGACCAGUAUAG
Messenger RNA from Pelagomonas calceolata, 1245 nucleotides. The record is from the annotation of a GenBank genome assembly. NCBI's taxonomy places the organism in Eukaryota, Pelagophyceae, Pelagomonadales, Pelagomonadaceae.